This is a messenger RNA of Erythranthe guttata (spotted monkey flower), 1026 nucleotides long. RefSeq names its product small ribosomal subunit protein eS6. Gene Ontology annotation, molecular function: structural constituent of ribosome. Gene Ontology annotation, biological process: translation. Gene Ontology annotation, cellular component: ribosome. NCBI's taxonomy places the organism in Eukaryota, Viridiplantae, Streptophyta, Magnoliopsida, Lamiales, Phrymaceae. The record is from RefSeq and is a predicted model, not a curated record.
AUAUUUGAGAAUUUCUUCAAACCUCAGUUGGACGUCCAAACCCUAGCAAAGUUGCGGCAUUCUCUCUGUGUUCGAUCCUCCACUUCGAAGAAGAUGAAGUUCAACAUUGCUAAUCCGACCACCGGCUGUCAAAAAAAGCUCGAAAUUGACGAUGACCUGAAGCUUCGGGUAUUCUGGGAUAAGAGGAUCUCCCAGGAAGUCAACGGAGAUGCAUUGGGCGAGGAAUUCAAGGGCUAUGUUUUCAAGAUUAUGGGAGGAUGCGACAAGCAAGGCUUCCCCAUGAAGCAGGGUGUCUUGACACCUGGCCGUGUCAGGCUCUUGCUCCACCGAGGUACCCCGUGUUUCCGAGGGUACGGAAGGAGAAACGGAGAGCGAAGGAGGAAGUCCGUUCGAGGUUGCAUCGUAAGCCCUGAUCUGUCUGUAUUGAAUUUGGUGAUUGUGAAAAAGGGAGACAACGAUCUCCCAGGUUUGACCGAUGUCGAGAAACCUAGGAUGCGUGGUCCAAAGAGGGCUUCGAAGAUUCGCAAGCUCUUCAACCUCUCCAAGGAUGAUGAUGUCAGGAAAUACGUCAACACUUACCGCCGUACAUUCACCAACAAGUCUGGCAAGAAAAUAAGCAAAGCACCGAAGAUUCAGAGGCUGGUCACUCCACUUACAUUGCAGAGGAAGAGAGCUAGAAUCGCAGACAAGAAGAAGAGAAUCGCCAAGGCUCAAUCCGAGGCUAUUGAUUACCAGAAGCUUCUUGCAAGUCGUUUGAAAGAACAGAGGGAAAAACGUAGCGAGAGUUUGGCUAAGAAAAGAUCUCGACUCUCUACUGCUUCUAAACCAUCCAUUGUUGCUUAAGUUUUUAAGUACUAUAUAUCUUUUUAUGCUGCAAUUUGAAUAUUUUGUUGUUUUUUUUCUUUCUAAAAUGAGAUGACAUUUUUGACAUUUUUCGAAGUUGUAAAAGGAUGUUCUUUGAAUUGUUCUUUCUUUAGCUGUUCUUGUUUUUUUUUUUCUAUUAAGAUUUUGGAAUGGUGUUUGUUU